AUGAAGAAGUUGUUUUCACGGGCUAUCUUGCAGGAUCUCAAAAACCUUCAGAAGCUCAAUGUAUAUUGUUGUGAUGAGAUGGAAGAGACAAUAGCAGAGGAAGCAACUGACCAAGAGGGAAGUAGCCAAUUAGGUACAAGCAGCAGUCCCCGUGGUUCUUCAGUGAGUAGUGACAUUCUCAUUCUUCCAAAGCUAAAAGAGCUCACACUGUCCACCCUGCCUAAAUUGAAGAGAAUCUGUGAGGGAAAACUGAUCUGUGAUUUCCUUGAAUCAAUGAGUUUAGAUCGCUGCCGCGAGCUGAGGCGGUUGCCUUUCUAUACUCCCAAUAAAAAUGGGCAUCCUCUCCCAGCCCUCCAAAAAAUCAAAGUUGAAGAAAAAUGGUGGGAAACAUUGGAGUGGACCAAUCCUACGUUAAGAGCCUCAUCCAACCUUACAUAGUGCGAAAUAGUUAAGGAUCCAUAUUUUGUUAACAAGAAACAUUUGUUUUAGAUUCAGCUUUAUGUUUUAGAUCCUUUCUCUAUGAAGCAAGUGUUCUACUUUUGUUACCUAAUGCUAAUUGCAUCUGAUGAUGAUGAUGAUGAUGAUGAUAUUUCA
Messenger RNA from Lycium barbarum (goji berry), 594 nucleotides. RefSeq names its product probable disease resistance protein At5g47260. The record is from RefSeq and is a predicted model, not a curated record. Lineage: Eukaryota; Viridiplantae; Streptophyta; Magnoliopsida; Solanales; Solanaceae. Bases 1 to 438 code for a protein of 145 amino acids. The transcript has a single exon.